UCCCUCAUGUGAAAUUAAAACCCUAAUCCCCUGUUUUGAAGGCCACAUUGUUCACUCUGUUGUCUCCUUGUCGGUGCUGUGUUCUUCUGUUCUCCCUCUCUGAAACCCGAAGGUUAUGGCUAGCACGAGCAAUGCAGCUGGGAGCUCGAACAACCCACGAUCGUUUGGAAGCAUCAUGAGGAGAAUGAACAGAAACAGAGAAGCUCGUUUGCCAGAAUGGUGUGCCUACGGGUCGAGACCGGUGCUGCGGUGGUCAGGGACGGAUUCUAAUCUAUGGAGACUGUUCCUAGGUUGCCCGAACUACAAUACUGUGGGUAAGAAAUGGUGUGGAUUGUUUAUGUGGGUUGAUAAAGUUUUGGAAGAUGCCAUGCCAUGUGAUGAUAGAACAAGACAUUCAGUUGAUGAUGAAGAAUGGAAGAUGAAGAUGGCUUGA
Molecule: messenger RNA, 433 nt
Organism: Arachis stenosperma
Lineage: Eukaryota; Viridiplantae; Streptophyta; Magnoliopsida; Fabales; Fabaceae
Exons: 2
Coding region: 116-433 (105 amino acids)
Source: RefSeq, a predicted model, not a curated record